Molecule: messenger RNA, 1744 nt
Organism: Aphanomyces astaci
Lineage: Eukaryota; Oomycota; Saprolegniomycetes; Saprolegniales; Verrucalvaceae
Exons: 3
Coding region: 60-803 (247 amino acids)
Cellular component (GO): cytosol
Source: RefSeq, a predicted model, not a curated record
UUGCAACUUAAUAGUGACACUACAGCCAUGUCGGUGAUCUUUUGCAUUUCCAAGCGACGAUGAGCUCAGCUGCGGAAGUGUUUGUGACGAUGGACGUGGCUGUGCGUGAAGCAGGAGCAGCGCUGGUGAGUCAGGUCAAGGGGACCAUCAAGUUCGACGUCACAGGCGCGGGACAAUGGCUGAUCCAGGUCAAGGCGAGUCCGUCCGGCGUAUCCAAGGCGUCUGCCGACGACAAGGCCGAUGUCACGAUCACGAUCUCCGAACCCAACUUUUUGCUGCUUAUUGCCGAGAAACUGAACCCGCAAACAGCGUUCAUGCAGGGCAAGAUCAAGAUCAAGGGUAACAUGGGACUCGCGUCGAAAUUGACCGCGGUGAUUGCCGCAUACAAGAAAGAGAUCGCGUCGGCACCGUCGACUCCUGCGGCUGCCCCUGCGACUCCUCCAUCAGCUGCCAAGCCCACGCUGCGAUCGGCGGCUAUUUUCGCGGCCAUUGGCGAAGCCAUCACGGCCAAGGGCCCGGAAUUGGUGUCCAAGGUGAAAGGCACGAUCCAAUUCGUGAUCACACCAGGAGGAGCGUGGUACGUGGACCUCAAGAAUGGCGCUGGCUCGAUUGAAGCCGCGACGAAGCCAGCGAACUUGACGAUCACGGCGUCCGACGACGACUUUAUGGCAAUCGCCGACGGCAAGUUGAACGCCCAACAAGCAUUCAUGAAGGGAAAACUCAAGGUGAAGGGCAACAUGGGGCUGGCGAUGAAGCUACCGGUGGUCAUCGAGGCUGCCAAGGCGCCGCGCUCCAAGUUGUAAGGAUGUAAGCCCUAACAUGGCAAAGUUCUCCAGAGUCUAUUUCUUAUAACCGACAUGGCACCAUUUGGAAAAACAUAAACAUAAAUCGAAGCAGACGAUAUUUUGUGUGUGUCUACUAUCAUCUAAAUUACCGCCCUUGUUAUCUCGAUGGUCGCUGUACCGCUUGGGUUGAUGGUGCCAUGCCAGAGUUCUACAUCUUACAGGUGACCUAGCCAUCCUCAUCCUGGAUACAUCGAAACAACAUCCGAACGCAUUUAGGUCGACGUCACGUUGGCCUUGGAGCCGCGCUUCUUGUACUGGACAGUCUCCCAGCCAUCGUCGUGGGCCGAGGUGUCCACCACGGACGGAGCGGCUUCAUGGCCGGCGGCGAUGUUGGCCGCAACGGCCGCGGCAUUUGCGGCCGCCUUCUUCUUGUCCUUCUUCGUGCUGCUGCUGCUGCCGUCCAACUUGGACGACAGGUCGGUGGUCGCAACAGACUUUUUGCCCUUGGACGCCUUUUUGUCCUCUUCGCUGUCCUCCAACAAGUUGGACGCCGACUUCUUCUUCUUUGAGGCCUUCUUCUUGGCAUUGCGCUUCCGGUUCGCUUCGGCGCGCGCGGCGUCCUCGUCGUCGGUGUCUGGGAAAUCACCGACGAAUUCGUUCAAGUCCAACGGUUCACUGUUUGUGGACGUCGCUUCUUGUGCGACCACGACGGGCGACACAGGCUUGGGGUUGAUGGCGGCGGCUUCCUCCUUUUCCUUCUUCUUCUUGAGCUUCUUGGGGAGCUCCGGGGCCUUCUUCUUCACGACCUUGGCGUCUUCCUUCUUGGACGCACUGCUGCUGCCUGGUGCCAUGGCAAAGUACGCGCCGACACCGGCAGCUACGGCCACUCCUGCAAGGAUCACGGCGGGUUGCGUCAGGAUGUCACUCAUGUUGUGUAGUUUGUGGUGAGGGGCGUCAAU